This is a messenger RNA of Amphimedon queenslandica, 979 nucleotides long. RefSeq names its product integrin beta-1-like. Lineage: Eukaryota; Metazoa; Porifera; Demospongiae; Haplosclerida; Niphatidae. The annotation marks the transcript as partial. The record is from RefSeq and is a predicted model, not a curated record. Gene Ontology annotation, cellular component: integrin complex; focal adhesion; cell surface. The transcript has a single exon. Gene Ontology annotation, molecular function: integrin binding. Gene Ontology annotation, biological process: cell-matrix adhesion; cell adhesion mediated by integrin; cell-cell adhesion.
UUGAAGUGUUUGUGUUAAUUAUGAAACAGUAAGCACAAAAGUGAAUAGAGUAAAACUAGUCUUGUAUCAGGAAAACUAAAGUUACAGUGCCAUCUGCCCAGUAAAGAUGCUGUGCUUUAUAUAUUUUGUCUUGUUUCUUCUCAUUAGUCCUGCUUUAUCUCAAGUCACAGAUUGUACUAAACUUCUCACAUGCUCUGAUUGUAUUAUUGUCCUGAAGUGUGGCUGGUGUUCCACUCCAACUCAAGGUGGCUGCCAGAAUGUAUCUAGCUCUAAGUGCUCUCCUGCUGACUUUUUUGUCCCCACAAGUGAAGUAUUGGAAUACAGCGAGUUCCCAAUUGAUGAAACAAAUCAGAUUUCACUGGAGAAUAUCAAUAUUCAACUAAGAGUGAAUGAGCCCCUUUCGUUCAAUGUCUCCAUUAAAGCUGCAAAUGAUUUCCCUUUGGAUGUGUAUGUAUUGAUGGACCUAUCAGCUAGCUUUAAAAAAGAUCUCAUGACUGUUCAGGUAUUGGCUUCACAACUCCCUCUUACUCUUCGAAAUGUUUCAUCAGACUUUUUAAUUGGUUUUGGUACAUAUGUUGAUAAACCAACCUUACCGUUUACGUCUAAUUCACAGCUCAAUGGGUAUGAGUGCUCUCUUCCAGACUGUGACACACCUUUUGCUUAUCAUCACAUUGUAGCUCUCACCAAUUCCUCUGAUCUCUUUAAUUCCUCAGUUCACAACGCCAUAGUAUCCACUAACGUUGAUAAUCCAGAAGGAACAUUAGAAGCAAUGCUGCAAGCAGUUGUGUGUGAUAAUAUCAUUGGCUGGAGAGAUAACUCAAGAAAGAUUCUUCUAGUAAUGACUGAUGAUACGAUGCAUACAGCAGGUGAUGGAGCACUAGCUGGCAUUACAAAACCAAGUGAUGGUCUAUGUCACACAGAGUAUGACCCUAUACUCAAUAGAACAGUGUACACAGCAGCUUUGUCUCAAGAUUAUCCU